AUGGGUCUCAAGUCCUUCUUCGCCACCAUCACCUCCGGCUGGGAAGACUGGCGCAUCCUGUUGGCCGCCCGCGACGAUGAUGACGACGACUACAACUUCACCUCGGGCACGCGCAGGGGUGCCGACUACAACUUCACUUCCGGCCCCCGUCGCGGCUACGAACUCGAUCACGACGACGAAGAAGAGCACGAUGACCGCUCCGAGACCACGAGGACACCCAGCACCUCUUCAUAA
Molecule: messenger RNA, 234 nt
Organism: Diplodia corticola
Lineage: Eukaryota; Fungi; Ascomycota; Dothideomycetes; Botryosphaeriales; Botryosphaeriaceae
Exons: 1
Coding region: 1-234 (77 amino acids)
Source: RefSeq, a predicted model, not a curated record